CGGAAGGACUUUAUUGUCCGAGCAUCCGUCUUCCGGUCGUGGGCAACAUGGUUGUAGAGGUGUAGCUGUACAUCUGCCAGCUUAUUCGAUUCAAUAUAAAAAUCUGUGUCCAUUUGACAGCUGUAUUGAUAUCGAAUAAUAUAUUUAUCAAGCAAUCCUCAGUCAAAAUGAAUAUACGCAACGCGCGGCCAGAGGAUCUGAUGAACAUGCAGCACUGCAACCUGCUGUGUCUUCCAGAGAACUAUCAGAUGAAGUAUUACUUCUACCACGGCCUGUCCUGGCCACAGCUGUCUUACAUAGCAGAGGAUGAGAAUGGGAAGAUAGUGGGAUAUGUUUUGGCUAAAAUGGAGGAGGAUCCUGACGAUGUGCCUCAUGGACACAUUACAUCACUGGCAGUUAAACGCUCUCACAGGCGUCUCGGACUGGCUCAAAAACUGAUGGAUCAAGCCAGCAGAGCCAUGAUUGAGAACUUCAAUGCCAAAUAUGUCUCUUUACAUGUCAGGAAGAGUAACCGGGCCGCUCUUCACUUGUACUCAAACACACUUAAGUUUCAGAUUAGCGAAGUGGAGCCCAAAUAUUAUGCUGAUGGAGAAGAUGCUUAUGCCAUGAAGAGGAAUCUCACACAGAUGGCAGAUGAGUUGCAGAAACCAGGUGUUCGUCUGUGGGGCUCAGAGGCUUCACCUUCUCAGGACACCUCUGUGACAGGCCUGGUGGAGAAGCUGACGGUGCAGGACGGAGAUGGAGACAGCGGAGGAGAGAGUAAAGAAAUGAGUGAGGUCAGCGAGGCCACAGAGAGCACAGACGUCAAAGACUCCUCGUCAGACUCUUAACUCACAUCUCCGUGUGUUCACACCCAUCAUAGAGGUUUCAAAUCGGUUUACAGUGUUUAUAUGCUCUUUUAUUUUCAGAAUACAGGAGAGUGACCUUGUAAAAGCGGUUCACGACUAUGAAAUUAUUUGUCAGGAGAUUUGCCAAUAAAAUCGAAGAGUAAACAUC
Carassius auratus (goldfish) is the source of this 996-nucleotide messenger RNA. RefSeq names its product N-alpha-acetyltransferase 10, NatA catalytic subuni (gene naa10). Gene Ontology annotation, biological process: N-terminal protein amino acid acetylation. Gene Ontology annotation, cellular component: NatA complex. The transcript has 8 exons. Gene Ontology annotation, molecular function: protein N-terminal-serine acetyltransferase activity; protein-N-terminal-glutamate acetyltransferase activity. Bases 168 to 830 code for a protein of 220 amino acids. Lineage: Eukaryota; Metazoa; Chordata; Actinopteri; Cypriniformes; Cyprinidae. The record is from RefSeq and is a predicted model, not a curated record.